AUGGCCUUCCAAGGAGCCUCUUCCUCUUAUUCAUCCACCCAUCGAUGGAAUUAUGAUGUAUUCUUGAGUUUUAGAGGUGAAGAUACUCGUGACAAUUUUACUGCCCAUCUACAUCAAGCUUUGCUUCAAAAGGGAAUCAACACUUUCAUAGAUGCUGAUCAGCUUAGAAGCGGAGAGGAAAUUUCUCCAGCACUUCUCGAAGCUAUUGAAAAAUCAAGAAUUUCAAUCAUUGUAUUCUCUCAAACCUACGCAUCAUCCAAAUGGUGCUUGGACGAGCUUCUGAAGAUCCUUGAAUGUAAAGAAACAAAUGGACAAAUGGUUAUGCCAUUGUUUUACAAGUUGGACCCAUCAGAUGUCCGACAUCAAAAGAACAGUUUUGAAGAAGCAUUGGCUAAACAUGAAGAAAGGUUCAAAAAUGACAUCAAAGUGCAGAAGUGGAAGACGGCCCUAACAGAAGUCGCCAAUUUGUCUGGGUGGCCCUUAGGGAAUGGGAAUGAAGCUAAAUUUAUUGACAAAAUCGUUCAGACUGUAUCAAGAAUCGUAAAUCACAUAGACUUACACGUUGCCAAGUAUCCAGUUGGAAUAGAUUCUCGUGUACAUAAGGUUAAUUCACUCUUAAGUAUUGAUAAGAAUGAUAGACGCAUGGUUGGGAUCUUAGGACCGGGUGGAAUUGGUAAGACAACUAUUGCUAAAGCUAUCUACAACUCGAUUGCUUUUCAGUUUGAAGGUAGUUGUUUUCUUGCAAGCGUUAGAGAAACUUCUAAGCAAUAUUCCGAUAUGGUCGAACUACAAAAUACUCUUCUUUCGAAAAUCCUAAGAGAUACUGUAAAGGUUGAUAGUGUUGAUCACGGAAUUUCUAUGAUAAAGGAAAGGCUUUGCUCUAAAAGGGUACUCAUUGUUCUUGAUGACGUGGAUAAUCAAUUGUUCCAAUUAGAUAAAUUGGUUGGAGAAGUUGAUUGGUUUGGUUUAGGAAGUAGGAUCAUCAUAACGACAAGAGACAACAAAGUAUUGACUAAUCACGGAGUAGUUGAUGAUCGAAUAUAUAAAGUGAAGGAAUUAGACUACAAUGAAGCUCUUGGGCUCCUUUGUUGGAAUGCUUUCAAAGGAAAAAAACCUACCGAUGAUUUUCUAAAACUGAUGAAACAUGCAAUAAGUUAUGCUGAGGGCCUUCCACUAGCGAUAGAAGUGCUAGGUUCAAAUCUGCAUGGUAAAUGGCUUUGGCGCUAUGGGCUUAAGAGAGAGGCUUGGUGGAGAGUGGUGGUGGACUCUAAAUAUGGAAGUUCAUGGGGAGGAUGGUGUUCUAGUGAGCCUAUUGGGGCAUAUGAGUUGUGUUUAUGGAAGAAUAUUAGGAGAGGUUGGAAGUUGUGUUUAUGGAAGAAUAUUAGGAGAGGUUGGAAGUUGUGUUUAUGGAAGAAUAUGGCCCUUAAGGAUACAUUUCCAGUUUUAUUAGGUAUUUCUAGUGCAAAGGAUGCCCUUGUUGCGGCUCAUGUAAAAUUUUCUGAAGGUUUCAUUCAGUGGAACAUGAGCUUUGCUAGAGCGGCUUAG
Molecule: messenger RNA, 1545 nt
Organism: Corylus avellana
Lineage: Eukaryota; Viridiplantae; Streptophyta; Magnoliopsida; Fagales; Betulaceae
Source: RefSeq, a predicted model, not a curated record